Suillus plorans is the source of this 829-nucleotide messenger RNA. RefSeq names its product outer dynein arm light chain 8. The record is from RefSeq and is a predicted model, not a curated record. Gene Ontology annotation, molecular function: dynein light intermediate chain binding; dynein intermediate chain binding. The transcript is spliced from 4 exons. Lineage: Eukaryota; Fungi; Basidiomycota; Agaricomycetes; Boletales; Suillaceae. Gene Ontology annotation, biological process: microtubule-based process; cilium assembly. Gene Ontology annotation, cellular component: cytoplasmic dynein complex. Bases 141 to 467 code for a protein of 108 amino acids.
AACCCAUUUUAGCCACGUUUACGAAAAUUAAAGUCAACACCACUUUCUAACGCGAUCUCCCUUCAACCACACGCGCAAGCGCACAACUGCCGCCUACACGCCCCAAAACUCAAGAUUACCCUCUUCCUUACCUCACAACCAUGGCAGACACCACAGUAACAUCUACCGAGACUGGCUCCAGCCCCAGAGAACACAAUGCUGCCGGAGGGCCCAAGGCUAUCAUUAAGAACGUGGAUAUGACUGAAGAGAUGCAGCAAGAGAGCGUUGAGAUCGCAUCUGCUGCUCUCGAGAAAUACAACAUCGAGAAGGACAUCGCUGCACAGAUCAAGAAAGAGUUUGACAGACGACAUGGCCCCACGUGGCACGUUGUUGUCGGAAAGAACUUUGGCAGCUACGUGACUCAUGAAACAAAGCACUUUAUCUAUUUCUACGUCGGAUCGCUUGCUAUCCUCAUCUGGAAGUCAUAAAACAGCUGUAGAUUCACGUCGGAUAGAUCAAUACAGACAGACGCGACUCACCACUUUUCACCAUGUGUAUUGUACAUUCCUCUGAAUCCGCAUUUGUCUCGCACGUCAACCGUCUUGUAAUGUCCCCGCUUUUCGUGUACAAACUGUUCAUUACUUUCGUGGAAGAUUACCCUUUGGAACGAACACUGGCUGAUAAGUUCCUAGUCCGCAAUGUCUUGGAAUCAAGUUGAGCCAAGACAUGCACUGUCUUUAGAUAUGUCAGGUAUUCGAUGGCAAUGACACUGAUCAUGACAUGCAAUCGUUGCAAUGCAUGACCCUGUCCGUGACAGGUUGACGGUUCCCAUGAGAGGAGCACUCCUGCG